UUUUCCGCACGGCCAUAUUGCCAUAACACUCUGAGAGUGGCGACUUGUUUGUUUUUUUCUCUGAUAGUAUUUAUCAGUUGUUGAUAAAUCUUGCAUAAAAGUGUGUCCAUAGUUUUGUUCUUUUAAAAAGACGGGUGUGUGAUAACUGAAAAUGGCGAAUCCUGUUAAACCAGAAACUGUUGUACAAGAAGAACCCGAUGGAGAUCGUGAUCCUCAACAAGAAAACCAACACCCACAACAGCAGCAGAAUUUUGGAGGACCUAAACGAGGAGGUCAUAACCGAUUUGUAAAUCGGCGACAAGGGCCUUAUAUGCGCUUCCAGCCCCCACCGAACCGUGGGGGUCCUGGCGGACCCGGUGGGCCUGGAGGACCAGGAGGCGAUCGCGACUUCAAUAGAAGACGUGGUGGUGGACCUGGUGGCCCCCAUGUUAAUCAAAAUUUCAACGAACAUGGACCACCAGGCCGAAUAGAUAAAAUUAACGAAAAGCUAUCCAACAUGAAUGGACCCACAUUUGACUUGCCACCUUUAGAACAAUCGGAGAAGAAGUUUUCGGGACGUACACGCUUGUAUGUCGGUAAUAUUGGGAACGAUGUUACAGAAGACGAUCUAACGGAACUAUUUCGUCCAUACGGUGAAACCAGUGAACAUUUUGUUAAUAAAGAAAAAAAUUUUGCUUUCAUAAGAGUGGACUACCGGGUGAAUGCCGAAAAGGCCAAGCGUGAAUUAGAUGGUAUUCUCUUCAAGGGAAAGAAUCUGAAAAUCCGGUUUGCACCCAACGGGUCUACUGUUAAGGUCAAGAAUUUAACUCCAUUUGUCUCAAAUGAACUUUUGUACUAUUCAUUUUCUGUUUUCGGAGAGGUUGAACGUGCUUAUGUCUUGGUCGACGAACGUGGAAAACCUGUAGGUGAAGGAAUCGUAGAAUUCGCCCGUAAAGGGUGUGCUUUAAACGCAGUGCGUCGAUGCUCUGAAGGUUGUUUCUUCCUAACUUCAUCUCUCCGCCCUGUAAUUGUCGAAAGUUUCGAACCAAUGGACGACUCUGACGGUUACCCUGAAAAAUACCUCAACAAGAAAAACCCCGAAUUUUCAAAAUCACGCGAAGUUGGUCCACGAUUCGCUAAUGUGAACAGCUUCGAGUAUGAAUACGGAAUGCGUUGGAAACAACUCCAUGAACUCUUCGCUCAAAAAGAAGAAGCAAUGAAGAAAGAGUACGAAAUGGAGAAAGAGAAGCUUGAAGCACAGAUGGAAUUUGCGAGAUAUGAACACGAAACAGAAAUGUUGCGAGACCAACUUCGUGCCCGUGAAAUGGACAGAGACCGUCAGAAACACGAAUGGGAAAUGAAGGAGAGACUCGCAGAAGAACAAAGACAACGGAACGAAGAACAAAUGAGAAGACAACAGGAAGAAAUGCAAAACCGUAUGAUGCACCAGGAAGAGGAAAUGCGACGUCGCCAACAAGAGAACAACUUGUUCAUGCAAGCGCAUCAACUGGACAACAUGCUCGAGCAACAGGAACAAGCAUAUGAGGAGCCUAGUGGCAUGUAUAAUAACAUGAAUCAAGAUGGGGAGACUCCUGUUGUGUCUGAUGAACUUCAACCCCCGGAAAACGAAUCGUUUUACUAUAUUAGUAAUUCGGGCCAGUAUAUACUCACGGUUGGCGAAUACAGGAGUAUCGUUAAAUUACUUGCAAAUUCUAAAAGUAAUCUACUAAAAUUUUUCUGUCGGAUUUUCCGGAAAGUGAGAGUUUAAACUCGUGCGAGUAUUUUUUACAGGUGUCUCAGAAGUAAUAAAUGUAAUAAUUAUAACUAAUCUAAAAAUGUAGUAAUAUUUCAUCUAUUUUGUAUUGAUGAAAAAUCGCAAAAUUUUCACCUGUCGGUUUUUUAUUUUUGCACCUUUUAGUUAUUACAUACAAUUCAAAGUACGUAAAUAACGUAAUAAACAUAGUUUUUUUUUUUUUUUUUAAUUGCUUCUAGAACACCUGUAAUACUAUGGUACAUUUUUUCAAGCUUUAAUACUUUGAUAUUGCUUUAAAAUAUCCAGAACUUAAAACUCGAAUAUAUUAAUGGUUUUGAAGUCGGAUUUUAAACCGAAUAUUUGACUUGGCGUCAAUAUCAGUCACAUAUUUUUCGUGUUUUGAUGCUGAAAGUAAAAUAUCGGUUUUAUUUUGUAAGUGUUAGGUUUUUUAUUCUAGUUUGUAACUUAGUUUUGUGAUUAUUGUAAAUAAGAAUUUCAUUGCUUAUUUGAAAUCCUUGUAACCAAAUAUUACUUCGGUCAUUCUGUAAUAUUUUCGCAGCUUUUUGUAUAUUCACUCAGUUUAACUGUAUCUGUCUUAACUUAAGUUUUGAAUUUUAAAUAUAGUUUCAUUUGGAAAACUUUUUUUAAUUGAAUAUGGCAUUUAAGUUAUUUUAUCGCACGCUUUUUAUUUGGUUCGGAAAUUGCCGGUAAAAUCUCUAUCUCUUUUUGAAGAUUACUUAACUUCUUCGCCGAGUUUCUUUCCAUUGCAUAAAGUAAGUUUCUUAUUCUGUGAAAGAAAUUCGAUAUCGAUCUCAAAACAAUUAUUUCUCGAAUAAAGUUUCGAAUUUCGAUAAAAAUACCCGAAAGGAUCGAAACUACCGCAGUCGUGCCGAAGCCAAUUUUAGGUCCCCUAAGAAACACGAAGCACCUUAAAUAAAUGUCGUCGGAAGACUCGGAGAGGAAGAUUUCGUUAAAAAAAAAUCGAAUUCGUUUCGCAGUUUUAUAAAAUAGCCAGAAGUUACUUUAGGAACUUUAUUUAAAAUCACCAGGUUUGUAUUUUUUUGUUAAUUUAAAUGAUAAGUAGAAAUUUUGGUUGAAACAAUUGACGUAUUUAAAUCGCCUGUUUUCUAGAUCUCGACACGGUAAAAUACAUGGGGCCGGGCUUACGAAACUAUAAUGACUCACGCCAUUGGCUCAUUUAUUUUUACCGUGAUUUUGUGAUUCUAACGCCCCUCUUCUCGAGUUAAACUUUAAAAAAUAUAUUUAUACUUCAACUUAUGCGAAAAUAGAAUAUAAUCGGCCUACUCAUUCUUGAAAUGUCGAACUAUAUAUAAUUCUCUAUCAAUCAAUAACUUAAGUUGUCACUUUUUAUCUCCAUUCAAAUAGGAGGCUAUGGAAAACUUAAAUCAAAAUUAACUUACUCAUAGCCAACUAUAUUCUCAUAAUUCAUUUAUAGCAAAUCAUAAAAUUUCAGGUCCGAUAUUUUCAACCAAGCGAAUUCAUUUGAGUUUUUUGCAAAAUUAUACUCAGCGUUGAUUUUAAUUGUUAUUUUGAUGU
This is a messenger RNA of Tribolium madens (black flour beetle), 3289 nucleotides long. RefSeq names its product hrp65 protein-like. NCBI's taxonomy places the organism in Eukaryota, Metazoa, Arthropoda, Insecta, Coleoptera, Tenebrionidae. Gene Ontology annotation, molecular function: RNA binding. Gene Ontology annotation, biological process: regulation of DNA-templated transcription. The transcript has 6 exons. The coding region runs from base 152 to 1747 and encodes 531 amino acids. The record is from RefSeq and is a predicted model, not a curated record. Gene Ontology annotation, cellular component: nucleus.